This is a messenger RNA of Cinara cedri, 9962 nucleotides long. Lineage: Eukaryota; Metazoa; Arthropoda; Insecta; Hemiptera; Aphididae. The record is from the annotation of a GenBank genome assembly.
GAACCGCUGGUUUAUGGUAUUGUAUUGUUGAUACAUCUGGGAAGAACUAGAACGUUCAAUCGAUUUAUAUGUGUAGCAUUGUCCAAGUACCUAGUGGCUAGUUUUAUAAACUAACAAUAGUGAAUAGUUAAUAACACUUAAAAAGUUUCUGGCAAUAUAAGUAUUGUUAAUUGAGUUGCUACUUGCUAGUGUAAGUAUUGUACCUAUAGAAAUACGUAAAUUCUACCUAAUAUAAAUGAAAAUAAAACGUGCUUGUAUAUUUGCCAUAAAAUUAAUUAAUUAAAUAUUAUUUUUAUUUUAGUUGAAUCUACUCAAAAAUGUGUGAUCAGACAAUACCUUACUCUCCAGGUACAUUGGUAUGGGUAAAAACAUAUAAUCGUUUAUGGUGGCCUGGUAGAGUGGUUGAUCCAACUUCUACUCCACAAGAUCUACAAAACUUUAUUAAACGAAAGAAGAAUCCUAUUGCUGUGGUGCACUUUGAAAAAGAUGAUCAAUAGUAAGUUUAAAUUUUAAUAAGAUUGUAUUCAUAAUAUUAUAUCAAUUAAAUUAUAUAACAUGGGUUAUGUUAACAUAUGGAUAAAGUGCCAACAUCAAUUUAUCGGAUAAAAUUAACAUUAGCUAACAACUGGAUAAUAUUGAAAACCUAUUAAACUAAAUUAAUAAUUGAAUUGAUCAACAAAAUACCUACCUGACCUAGAUAACAAACCAAUUUUUAAAAUUACAUUAUAGUUUUAUUUUGCUACAAAGAAAUUCCCCAAAACAUGCUGUUAUACGAAUAACAGUAAUCCAUUGUUUAUCACAGUCGAGUAGGAAACUAUUUCACAUUUAGAUUAAUAUCAUCAUUAAUAAUUGGUUUAAAUGUAUACCAUUCACUACUAAUUACUCAAACAAUCAACCGAGUUAAUUACCUGUCGAAAUUAAAAUAGAUAACCUUUCAAUCGUUCAUCAUUCAUUAGUAUAGUUCUGUAGUAGUAUCUCAGAAUAGAUGAAAGUACUACACUACCACUGUUUGAUAAAUGGUGAGCGCACAAACUUGUUCACUUUAGUGAUUGGUUAGUUCCAUCCUUACUCCCUAGUCCAUUAUCUGUUCAGUGAACUAUUUAUAUUUUUACAUUUUGUUCAGUUAAUUGAAAAACCAAAGUUUAAAACAAUUAGUGUGUACUGUGCAGCUGGUUGAACUACCAGACAGAUUAAUAUAAAAAAUAAUAAUAUAUAUAUGGACUAAGAUUAAGUUGAAAUAAAAGAUUGAUAUAAUCAAUUAAACAUGUGGGCUUGUGGCAGAAUGAAUAGCUGGUGAAACCCAACAGACAAUACUAGGUAGAAUAUAAUAUACAGUACAUGAAAUAAUAAUAGUUAUUAUAAUGAGUUGUUAUGAGAUGUACACUGUACAGUAAAUUACUUUAAAAUAAAAUCUGAUAGAUGAUAUAAUUAAUUGUAAUUUUUAAAAUCUAAAUAGUUAGGUAGUAGAUAUUUUUAAAUUUCAAAGCUAUGAAAUUAAAAUUAAUUUGUCAAAUAAAUGUAAAUUGAUAUCAAAUAUUUUUUUAUUAUUGAUUUAAUUAUAUCUACUGUGGUCUACUGUGUAAUAAAAUACCCCUUAAAUUAUACUGAAGUUAUGUUAUGUUUAUUACAAUAGUAAUUAGAAUUAAAUGAUAAUAUAACUUAUCAAGAUUAAUUAUUUACUCAACUUUACCAAAAUAAAAAACACAGUAAAAAUAAGAAAUGUAUGUAAGUAAAGUAUGUGUUCCAUUAAGUGUAAAACACCAAAAUAUUCAGCCUGUCUUUUAUAUUUAUAAUCUACAGGUUUAGUAGAAUAAUUUGGUUCUAGUUUAGACUAUAAUAAAAAUAGCAUAAGUUAAGUACAAUUUUUGGAAGUUUUUAUUUAGUCUGAUUCUAUGAAAGCACUAACUAUUUUAGUAUGGCUGAGUAAAUAAUUAAUCAUGACAAGUUAUACUAUCAUUUAAUUCUAAUUAAUAAUUAUAAAAGUAACCGUGACUUCAGUGUAAUUUAAAAGGUGUUUUAUUAAGUACCCUGCUUAAGUACUUUAAGAUUCAUAAUUAGAAAUAUUUAGUAAAAUUAAUAAAAAUAUCAAACCUUGUAAUGAAAAUGACUUUGAAGUUACCGUGUGAGCUCUUAGUCUAUUAAGUGAUCAUCUUGAAAACUAGUUUGUGAUAAAUGUUAAUUUACCAAACUUUUGGACCAAAAUAUAAUCAAAGAUAAUAUGUAUACCUACUUAUAAAUCAGGGUUGGUGCAUAUAAUACAGUAAAGUAUAAAACAUGUAUUAUAUGUAAAAAUAAAACUACUUAUUUUAAUACAUUUUAUACUAUAUAUAAGUUUUUUUUUUUAUGGCUGAGGUAUAUGUGAUAAUUUGUUGUAUUAAUUAAAAAGUUUUAUCUUUAUUCAUUAAUAAUAACUACAUUAUUAUUUAUACUAACAAAAAAGAAAUUUAUUUUGUUUUUAUUUUAUGCUAAAUUGAAGAAAAUUCCUCAAGGCGAUAUUUUUUAAUUUUUUAUAUUAAUUUAUAAGUUUAUAGUUAUUAUCUAUACUAUUAUAUAAAAUUGUAAGGGUUUUUCUUCGACCGCGCUAACCGAGAAAACUACUGGACCGAUUUGGCUGAAACCCGACACUCUGCUGAAGGUUAUAGUACCACUUUUGUCAGUAAAAAAGUUCAUAAAAGUUCAUAAAAAAUUAAAAACAAUUGUACCUAUAUUGUGCGGCACGGCGGGUCGCGGGUUUACAGCUACCUGUAACUUGACCUUUUUUUUGUAUCGUGUUUGAUAUCGGCGUUCCGAGAAGUAUAUCGCACUUACACCGACAACACGUAUACCCAAUAUUCAUAUCUAUACUAUAUUGUUAUUAUUAUAACUUCGUUAUCUAUACUAUUAUAUAAAAUUGUAAGGGGUUUUCUACGACCGCGCUAACCGAGAAAACCACCGNAAAAUAAGUAUAAAGUUCUUGAAAAAUUAAAAAAUUGUCUACCCAUAUUAUAUACGUAUUGUGCGGCACGGCGGCCCGCGGGUUUACAGCUACCCGCGACCUGACCUUUUUGUUCGUCAAAUUGUAUCGUGUUUGACAUCGGCGUGUAGGUACGAAUUGUUCCGAGAAGUUUAUCGCACGCACACCAAACAACAUGUAUACCGAAUAUUCGUAUUAAUCUUUAUCUAUAUCUUUAUAUAUUUAUAUCUACAAUAAUUUCUCAAUUCUCUUUCUCCUUCGGGAUUUCCUCUUCAUAAGCUAAAAUUAAAAAUUGGUACUCCGAUUACAUUAUUACGUAAUCUUCAACCACCGAAGUUAUGUAACGGUACAAGAUGACAAAUAAAAUCGUUGCAGAAUAGUGUUAUAGGAGCCGUCAUUCUUACGGGGCCGGCAAAAGGAGAAAUUGCAUUUAUUCCAAGAAUUCCCGUGAUUCCGUCGGACUUGCCGUUUCCGUUCAAACGGCUUUAAUUCUCUGUUAAAGUUUCUUUGGCAAUCACGAUAAACAAAGCUCAAGGUCAAACAUACAGGUACGUUGGCGUAGGUCUUCGAACACAGUGCUUUUCACAUGGACAAUUAUACGUGGGAUUUUCUCGAACUGGAGACCCGAAGCAUCUUAUGAUUUUAAUUUCAACAGGAGAUAAAACAAAAAACGCCAUAUACUCAGAAGUUUUAUAAAAUUCUUUAUCAACCGUAAAUUACUCAGGAUUUCUUUUGUAUCUGCAUUCAUUUUUAGUAAAAAUAUAUUUGUCAUUAUCCCGCUUGAAACAUUUUAAUACGUUUUCAUUAACCGUUUUUUUUUUUUAUAUUAAUUUGCCGAUAUUAUUAAACGAUAGAAUUUGAUUAAAAAGUUCUAUAUAUCAUUAUCCAAAGGCAAAUUAAACAACCAAUCACGGGUGAAACCGUGACGGGUCGGCUAGUAAUAAUUAUAAAUCUCGAAGAAAAAAAAAGUAUGCUUAACAUUCCUUAUAUCUUAGUUGUUAUGAAGUUAUAUACAUGGGAUAUUAUAUAUGUAAUAUGUAACACAUUUUAUAGGUGUAUAUUAUCAACCUUGCUAUAAGCUUUUAUUAAUCAUUAAUUAAUUAAUAAGUAUCGUAUAAACAACAAUUAUAAUACUUAUAAUUUUAACUCCAAUACCCACAGUGUGUGCAUAAAACAUAUAGUAUUAAAACCUUCACGAUGAGGUUUUCACUUAACUCUUAUACUUAUAUUGUGGUGCUAUUAGUAUUAAAUGUUGAAAUAUUUUUUUAUGCCUUAUUUUUUUUUUUCUAUUUUAUAAAAAGAAAAUUACAAUUGUAAUUUGCAAAUUUAAAAAUAUCAAAUACAAAAAGACAUCCUAGGAUAAUGGAAACAGGUACAGCCAUUAUUAUAUGUAGAUAAUUUAAUUUAUACCUGUGAGCAACGAUAAACCAUUGCUAACAAAAAAGGAUUCUGAGCGGAGUUCAGUUGAUAGUGAUGCUCUGUCAACAAUGCAUAUAUCAUAUUAUCAUAAAAUAAUAACAUAUGCAUUAUACAUUUUAUAUUUUAUAUUUGUUUAAUAUUGUACCUAUUUUCCAAGUUUUUUUUUACAUUUAUCCUGGUUUUUCACAUUUGCUGAGAAAACUUGGGAAAAUCGAAAACUGACCUUUCGUAAGUACUUUGCUAGUGAAAUUUUCUUUUUAAAAACAUUGCUAUCAUUAAAAGUUGGAGCAAAAUUGCUGGUAGAAAAGUUGUGCACAGAAAAAAAGAAGGCUGUAAUAUAUUUUAAUUAAUACCUACAAUUCUUAUAUUUUCCUGUUUUUUUUUUUUCGGUUUUUCAAAUUUGAUGAGAAAACUCUUGAGAAGAACUGAUUUAUUUUCUGAAAAGGUGCUACACUUAGAAAUCUGAGCGAGUCUUCUGAUAAAAAAGUUGUUCGCAGCAAAAAAAAAAAAAAUAAUAAUAAUAAAUACCUUUGUAAAACUAUUAGCUUCUCCGCUCCACUCAGAAUCUAAAAUUAAUUAUACUUAUAUACAUAAUAUACAUUUGAAUAAUAUAACAUACAGUUUUAUAUGUGAUAUAUAUUAUAUUAAUAUAUAUUAAUAUAUUAAUAUUAUAUUAUAUUAUAUUAACCCUGGUUUAAUUUCUUAAUUUCAAAGAACAAUUAAAUGUGCUUCUUAUUAUCUUAUUAACUUUUUAUUUAAUAUUUGUUUGUAUAUAAUUAGUAUAGAUGUUGAAACACAAGUAAACUAAUUUUUAAUUCAAUGGUUAAAAAUUACAGAAACAAAUUUAAAAUGUAAAAAAGAUGUCCUAGGGUAAUGGAAAUCGUUGCAGCCUUAGUUAUAGGUGAGAAGUUAGGAAUGUAGUAGAGGGUAAAUUUAAUAUAUACCUGUAAACAAAAAUAAACCUUUGCUUUCCAAAAAAUGAUUCUGAGUAAAGUUCAGUUGAAAGUGUUGCUUUGUCAAAAAUAUAUAUGUCAUAUUUUAAUAAAAUAAUUAUGUAUGCAUUAUAUAUUUUCUUUAAUAAUAUUUGUUUAAUAUUAUACUUAAUUUCCUAGUUUUCCAGAUAUUAUAAAAAUUGCUUGGAAAAUCAAAAAAUGGUAUCCCUAAAAUACCAUAUAGAUAAAAUUUUCUUUCGGAAAAUCACACUUGAUACAUUGGAGCAAGAUUUCUGGUAGAAAAGUUUGCACAACAAAUGGAGGGGCUGUAGGUACAUCCAAAAUCAUUUUUCCCCAGUUUUAAGUAAAAGGAAAAAAACAUACAAAACAUUUUUUUUGAAAGACUGGUUUAAACUCACGAUCCCUAGAAUGACAAUAGUAUGGAUAUAAUAUCAGAAAUUCAAAAAGCUGCAAAAUUUAACAUAAUACAGCAUUAUUGACACACUGACUAAUUUUUGAUUCACUGGUUUUGUUGUGAAAAAUCACUGAUGGGUAAAGAGAUAAAAAACAAAUAAUUAAACUAACAAAAAUAACCCUAGAUUUGAUUAAAAUUGAUAUUGCAAAAACAGCUAAGAUAUGUUCAAUAAAUAAUAUGUAAUUGUAGCUUAUAUUUUAUGAUAUGUUAUAACAUUAAAAAAAAUUAAAAACAGCAGUUUUGAAAAUUAUAUUUCGUUAUGAUUACAAUUAUUAUGAGUUUUGCAAGAUAAUGGUUAUUCCUGUAGUAGUGAUUUCUCAGCACUGGUGCUAACUGCAAGGCUGUAGGUGAUAUUUAGGCACUGAUUAAUAAAAUUACUUUUCAUUUGUUAUAAAAGUUCCUGUGUAAAAAAAAUAAAUACUAGAUUAAGCUCAAUUUUUUUUUUUAUCAAAAAGUAUGGAUUUUUAAUGAACCCUGAAUUUUAAAUGAAUUUAAUUUAAUGAAUUUUAAAUGAAUUAAAAUUUAAAGCAUGUCUUUUUAUUCUAACAAUUUUACCAUUUCUAGAAAAAACCAAAUCGGUAGUACCUACUGAAUAAAAAAGCUAUACAAAAUUUGCAAAAUUAAAAUGUAGAAAUCUUGCUUCCAUAUGUAAGUGUGUCACCAUUUCCGAAAGGAAAUAUUGUCUAUAUGGUACUUUAAAAAGGAGGUUAUUUUUUGAUUUUCCAAGUCAGUUUCAAAAUAUCUGGAAAAACCCAAGAAACCUUAUGAAAAAAAGCGAAAUUUACGAAAAUAAUGUUUUUUAUUAUUUUAAAUUUUGUUGUAAUUUAUUCAGCAGUACCUACUGAAUAAAAAACUGUACAAAACUUGCAACAUUAAAAUGUCUAUUAACACUCAAAAAUGGUUAAAAUUUGUUUAUAGUUUUACCAUAUCUAGAAAAGGCAAAUAAAAGUUUUGUGUCUCAAAUUUCAGGUCCAUUAAAUAAACACAAAUAUUUUUGACUAAAUUAUAACAAAAAACAAAAUUUAAAAUAAUAAAAAACAUUAUUUUCGUAAAUUUCGCUUUAUGGUUACAUUUAAUCUUGGGUUUUCCCAGAUAUUAUGAAACUGUCUUUGAAAAUCAAAAAAUGACCUUCUUUUUUAACUACCAUUGAGACAAUAUUUCCUUUCAGAAAUGGUGCAAUGUGGAAGCAAGAUUUCUGGUAGAUAUUUUUGUGACAGUAUAAAAGAAAAAAAAGAAAAUUGUAAAACCAAUACAUUCUUCACUACACUCAGAAUCUAAAAUUUGAUUAAAAAUAUUUUUUACUGUAAGUUUAUGGGAGCUCUUCAAAUAUAUUAUAGAAAAAAAAACUAAAAAUGUUGGUGUUCUCAUAUUUGUAUUCCUCUCUGAUACCUAUUAUAUGCUUGUGUAUGUCUGUAAUAUUAGGAUAGUAUCUGUACAAAAGGUUUAUAAAAACUUUAGUUGGUAUUUUAAUCACCUAACACUAACUGGGUAAUGUUGUGGUUAAUGAAUAAUGUUAAAAUUAUGCAGUUAUAAACAAAUAAUUAAGUACUAUCCAAAUUGCAUGACCUAUAGCUUAUAGCUAAAGAGAUUAUCCAAAUGUUAACAUUACUCAUAACAUAUUCAUAUAAUAUAAGUAAUUAUAUUUUAUUUUGUAUUAAUAGUGAUAUAGUUGUUAACAUGGAUAAGGUAUUCUUGUAUUCUUGUCCUAGAAAAUUGGAGUUUUUGGAAAAGGGAUACUGUAAGUAUUCUCAUUUUAAUUAUGUACUCAACACUCUUAUUACUAUUGAUUUUAAUUGUAUUUAUUACAGCAUUAUAUGUUAAACAAAAACAAAGUGUGAAAACCCCUCUUGUUGAUAUGAACAAUUUUGUAGCGGAUGUUAUCAAAUACGAAGGAGAGUUGAAUGGUAACAAAAAAAUUUUUGAACAAUUUGAAAACAAAAAAGAUGAACUUGCACCGCGUAGAGAGCUUAUCAAAGAAUUAUUCUCAUCAUCAAAGGAUACUAAAAAGAAAGAAGCUCAAAAGGCUUCACUAAGUUUGAAACCAACAGUUAACCGACCACAUUCAACCACUGUUCAAUCCAAGUACAAAUCAUUUGUUUCUGCAACACAAAAUAGUAGUGGUGGUUACAGUGGUAAUUAUACUUGCCAGUUAAAAGCAGGAUGCAAUUUCACAAGUCAUCAGUAUGAUGCUCUAAAACGACAUAUGGCUAUAUGCAGAACAAUUGUUGAAGAUGUUAAAAGCGCACCAAAAAAUAAAACUAAAAAAGGAAUUAAUACUAAAACACUAUUCCAAACCCAGAAUAAACGAAAGAGUGGUAUAAAUAAAACUCCAGCCAAAAAAACUAAAAUACAUGUUGAACUUUUAAAGGAUUGGGAAGAUGAAGAUGAGGAUGAAGAUGAUAAUAAAACUCCCAUUAAUCAUGCAGAAUCAGGAGUCUCAAAUGAGCAAACAAAGUCAAAAACAAUUUUUGAUUUUGAUGAAGUUAAAGGAAAUGAUAAAAUUGUUCCCCAUACAACUUCUCAAACUAUUGGCAUUGAAGAAUAUAAUAGAAUUUACGGAAAUCAAGGCACUUCUAAAAAUAAUGAUACUCCAAGAAAAUUAAUCUGUGCCUGGGUAACGGGAGAAUCAAUUCCAAGAAAAUAAAUUAUUAAUUAUUAAUUAAUAAAAACAAAUUUAUUUCCAAACAUUUUAUUUAAAGUCUACACUUAUCCUAAUAAAUACAUUUAUUCUUGAAAUUAAUCCUUCUUUUACCAAGUCACCGAUUUUAAUCAUAUUAAUGAUUUUUGAAAACAUUUCUAUUGAUUAAAAUGAUAUUAAUGAAAUUUUUAAUUAACUUUUAUAAACUACUAUAAAUGCAGUUGGUAGUUGGUAAAAAUUUAUAAUUUAGCCAACUUAGAUUGUUUACAAAUUUUAGUUAUAUUAGUUUACAUUUAUUGUAAUAUUAAUCAAAUUUCAUGUUAUUAAAAAUAAAGAAGUUAAUAGUUUGAGGAUAAUAGUUGUUUUAUGUUUAUACUCAAGCUAUUUUAACACUAGUAUAAAUACACAUAAAAAAAAAAAAAAAAUACAGGUUAUAUUUAUUAUUAAUCGACUUAUUAAUUGUUUCUAUUUUGUGUGUUCAUAUUUAGUAAGUUUAUUUAUAAUAGUACUCACUAAAUAGUAGGUACUCUAUAAAGUACAUUAAUAAUAAGUACAUUACUUAUUUAUAUAUAAGUGUGUCAAUAGGAUACAAAAUGUAUGUGUUUGAUCAUUGUUUAUAAAUAAGUAUUAUAAUAGUAUUUUUCACUUUCUGUUUCUUUUAAGUUAUAAAUAUACUGUAGUAUUAGUAAUAGAAUUUUAUUUUGCAUGACAAUAGUACAGAAAAGCUUCGCUAUCUUUUCUGUUGUAAAAUUAAAUUAAGGUAAUUAAUGACUUCAUGGUUUUUUUUAUUCACAGACAUUUGUCUUAAUAUUAAGCUUUUAUUUAAUUAAUUUCUUUAUGUCACAACUUUUCAUGGUUACUCCUAUAUAUAUACAUUAAUUUUUUUUUAUUAUUAUUAUUAUUAUUAUUAUUAUGCUAGUUAAAAACAAAAAUGUUGUAAUGUUUGUAUAAUAGAUAUGCCAAUCCCUAAGUAUAAUGUUGUGUUCUUAAAUUUGUAUUUAAGUUCAUAAAUCAUACUUAUUACUACAUAAAUUGACACAGUAAAUAUUUUUUAUGUCUAAAAAUACUCAAGCUAGCUUGGUAUAUUUUAUAGUGAUGCCAAAAUCAAAAAAAAACUAAAUAUAUUGUACAAACCAUUUGUAAAACUAAAGUGAUUAAAUUCAAGUAUAUUAAAAUGGUUUGUUACUAAUUACUUGCAGACUUAAAGUUAAUUGAAAAUGUUGCAACCGAUUGCUACUCAUCAUAAUUUAUAAUGGUAUAAAAUAUACAAUAAAUUUAUCUUUGUUGUGUAUUUUUGCUAACUAUUGUGCCGAACUUUUUCUUAUUGAUCAUUGGUGAAUAUUAAUUACAAUAAUUAUUUUGUGUCAUUUAAAAACUAAUAAUGAUUUAAUUUGUAAUUAUAUAAUUGUACACAUAUUAAUAAUUAUUAUGAUUUACAUUAUAUUAUUAAUAUGUCCUGGUUAUGUCACUAUUGUAUUAAUUAAACAUAUAAUAUUAUCAUUAUUUAUUUUGUAUUUGUUUCAAAUGAAAAAAUUUCACAGUUAC